ACCCUCUGCGUUAUUCACAGGUUGUAAACAUGGCGACAACGAAGACCGACGAAGAUGUGGACUUUAAAGGAGAAAAUGAUGAAGGAAAACAUCCUGAAGGAAAUUUGUUGAACUUUGAGCCAGAAGUCCCUGUAGAAAGUAUGUUGGUACCCACAGAUAAUUUCGACUCCUUCGAACAGGAGGCUCCUCCGGACCCAAGCAACCUCAAAGUUGACAGCAACCUUGCAGAAUGUCAGAAUAAUGAUAAUAACACCGUGGAUGACGACAAGUUGGACCCAGACACGAGUGGUGCGAGUCGGUCAAUCAGUGAGCUGAGUUUAGCGAGCGAAGAAAGCACUGACCACCAUGGUGAGGAAGAGGUAACCAACAAUGAAGAAUGGCGCUCUCAAGAAAAACAUGUAUUCAUUCUAAGUUCUGCUGGAAAACCCAUAUACUCACGCCAUGGCUCAGAAGAUAAAUUGGUCACAUUAUUUGGAGUGAUGCAAGCAUUAGUAUCAUUUAUUGGUGAUGAUGGAGACGUCAUCCGUUCCAUUCAUACUCAGGGAACUUUGUUUGUAUUUUUAAUAAAAGGUCCAAUUAUGCUCGCUUGUGUUUGUAAAACAAGGGAAAGUGUAGCCCAGAUUACUGUACAGUUAAAUUAUGUCUACAGCCAAAUUGUAAGUGUAUUAACUUUACAACAGUUAACAAGAAUAUAUGAACAACGUAGAAAUUAUGACCUGAGAAGACUUUUAGCAGGAGCUGAAAGACUAAUAGAUCACAUGUUAAUUGCUCUUGAAACCCAACCUGCCCUGCUACUUGGUGCAGUGCAGUGCCUUCCUCUUGUGCCAACCACCAGGGAUGCAAUUACUAAUAUCAUUGUCUCUAGCUGUAAUAAAAUCAAGAAUUUGGUAUUUGCAAUAUUAGUUGGAGGUAACCAACUGGUUACAUUAAUCCGUAUGAAGAAGUUCUUCCUACACCCAGCAGAUCUUCAUUUAAUCCUCAAUCUAGUCAACAGUUCUGAAAGUUUUAAGGCUGCUGAAAGUUGGACUCCUAUUUGCCUGCCCAAAUUUGACCCAAAGGGUUUUCUUCAUGCUCAUGUCUCAUACCUAGCUGAGGACUGUGAAGCAUGUUUACUUCUCCUCACUGUAGAUGCUGAUCUGUUUUUCCCUUUAUCAGAGGCAAAGCAGAAGAUUGUUGAGAAAUUACGUCGCGCCAGUUUACUGCAGUCAAUUAACUCAGCAUUGGCACACCCAGGAACCCCUGUAUCACAACUAGGUGUUCCAGAAGCCCGUCACUUCUUGUAUAAGUGCAAAGCUACUGCUCAAUUUUGGGGACCUGUCCCUGCUCCCCCCUAUCAAACUGCAGAGGGCGCAAAGAGGUUGCUUGAUCAGUACCGCAUUUUACAUCAUCGCUUACAUGCUCCCAUGCAGCCUUUAAAGCUGCUGUAUCUCCAGGACCACGCUGAAACAAUGCUAGGCUGGGUUACCACUGGCUUUGAACUAUAUGUGGCUUUUGAACCACUUGUGACCAAGACCAAUGCAAUUAAUGCAGUCAACAAGAUCUUGAGAUGGAUCAAGAAGGAUGAAAAUGGACUGUUUAUUACUAAUGCACCUACAUUUUAGGUCAUGUUGGGUGUGUGCUAUAUUCCAUGUUACAGUAAAAUUAUCAUCUAUUUAUCUAUCUUCAUGUGAUAUUCAUUUUGCUCAUUCGCAGCUAUAAUUAACUUUUAAUUUAUAGAUAGUUUGCUAUGAUCUUGAUUUGUGUACAUAUUCCCAUCUCUUGUUUUCUUUAUCCCUUCCCUUCUUUGAAAUGUACAACUUUCCUGUGAUGAACUGUUAAAAUGAAUUGGUUUAAUUGUUUUUUCUUGUCUAAAACGUUGACUUUUUAAAGAAGGAUUCAGAGUUCACCUGAUUGACCAUAGAAUACAAAUAGCAAGCCGUAUUCUUGGAAGUAAUAAAAAUCCCUAAUGAGUUGAAAUACUGUCAUGAGCAUACCAUUCAUCUGUUAAUCAAAUUUCAUUAAUGCUCAUCACAUUGAUUAUGCAGAAAGGAAAAAUAUAAUGAAGUUUUAUAAGUAAAGAAGAAUAAUAUCA
Thrips palmi is the source of this 2071-nucleotide messenger RNA. It is a transcript of the gene Mon1, whose product is annotated as protein SAND. NCBI's taxonomy places the organism in Eukaryota, Metazoa, Arthropoda, Insecta, Thysanoptera, Thripidae. Gene Ontology annotation, biological process: protein targeting to vacuole; endosome to lysosome transport via multivesicular body sorting pathway. The transcript has 8 exons. The record is from RefSeq and is a predicted model, not a curated record. The coding region runs from base 30 to 1601 and encodes 523 amino acids.